This is a messenger RNA of Ictalurus furcatus (blue catfish), 1650 nucleotides long. RefSeq names its product calcyon neuron-specific vesicular protein (gene caly). The transcript is spliced from 5 exons. Gene Ontology annotation, cellular component: endosome; membrane. Gene Ontology annotation, biological process: G protein-coupled dopamine receptor signaling pathway; clathrin coat assembly; endosomal transport. Bases 196 to 762 code for a protein of 188 amino acids. Gene Ontology annotation, molecular function: clathrin light chain binding. The record is from RefSeq and is a predicted model, not a curated record. Lineage: Eukaryota; Metazoa; Chordata; Actinopteri; Siluriformes; Ictaluridae.
UGCGCCGGGAUGUGUGACGCACUGCGCAUGCGCAGUGCAAAACGACGACGCAGCCUCCGCUGAAUCCGGCAUUGCCACGGUAACUGUGCUACUUCGUUCAGCCGCACUGAUUUUUUAUUUUUAUUUAUUUUUUUCAUUUUCCUCAAAAGCCUUCCCCACGGAACAGCCAGACCGCUACCGACACAGAAAACCGAUAUGGUGAAACUGGGCAGCACUCUGGGUGAGAAGGUGGAGAGAGAGUCAUCUCUGGAGGAUGGCUUUGAUAACAUCCCUCUGAUCACGCCACUGGAGGUUAACCAGCUCCAGAAGCCAUUUCCAGAUAAGGUCAUCGUCAAAACAACCACCGAGUAUCAGCUGCAGAAGAAGCAAAAGAAGAAACUGUACAUGCCAAGCAUUAAGAAGUUGAACAUUAACCUUUAUGACGAGGUGUCAGAGAAGGUCAAGCUCACAGGACUUAUUCUUAUCACCUUGGCAUUCCUUGCAUGUCUGCUACUGCUGGUUAUGUAUAAAGCUCUGUGGUAUGACCAGCUUAGCUGCCCUGAGGGAUUCAUCCUCAAGCAUAAGCACUGCACCCCGGCCGCGCUGGAGAUGUACUACCCGGAGCAGGAUGCAGGCUCGAGGGGAAGCCUGUACACCGCCAUCAGCCAUCUGAAUCCAGCUAAGAAGGCUCUCCCUGAGCUCUCAUCUCCCUGGCUGCCUGUCAUCAAUGCCAUGAAGGAAUCCCAGAAGGCCAAGGGGGAGGCGAGCCACUCCCAGCAGUGAGGGCUGGAGAGAGGGGAUGGUGGAGGAGGAGCUAUGACAGAGAGGUUAUGUGUAUGUUUGUUUGAGUGAAAGAGGAAGUACAGUGUUUAGAGGAAGUGUGUGUGUGUGUGUGUGUGUGUGUGUGUGUGUGUGUGUGUGUGUGUGUGCUGAUGUUGCCUCUAUCUAUGUCCUAAGCAUCCAGGCAUUCAGACAACAUCAGAUAUGUCUUUAAUAGGCUGAGAGGAGCUCCCAAGCCGAGAAGCCUGACAAAGUCAGCAGAUCUCUCUACCUUACUCAUACUUGACAAUACAAACACUAUCAGUUCUUCAGAAACUGUCUCGCUAUAUUAACUCAAAUGUAGAUAUUAGCAACUCGUUCUUUAGAUUCAUAACUUCAUGUUCUUUGACUCAUUGUGCUGUUGUGGCUUCAUUCGUUUUGUGCUUUUCACCAUUUCCACGUUAAUUAGCUCUCGCUCGGUUUAUGGUGAAAGUAAUUUAGCUUAGCAGAACAACCCAUGCAUGGUGUGUAAAAUGUGCUCUCAAAAAACCUAAGGUGCAACAGGAAAAAAACAGCAUUCAUACGAUAAAAACAGUUUCAAUCACAGUUAAGUCUGAAUCAUAAUCUAUACAUUUUUCUCCUUAAUAAAUCUCGCUAAAACAUGUGAUCUGUCAAUAAAAUAUAAUAAAACUAGCAAGCCAUGUUUUGCUUUAUGCAUAGACAUACUUUAUACCCAUGUAGAGAUUGCUGUAUAAUCACUGGCUGUUUACAUGAAAAUGAAAAAUUGCUGAAUGUAAUGUGAAAUACAAGUGAACAGGAUUUUUGAUAUGUAUUUAACACUUCAUGUAUCGUGAUUAUUUUUUUUUCGUUUGUCUGAAUGGAAUUAAAUUUGUGCCAAAAGUAUUGAACGUA